AUGAACCGUAACAGACAUACAUUUGAUUCAUUAUUUGGAUUUCAAGAAUUGUAUAGCAGUCGUUGCAAUUUGUGUAGUCAUACAACAACUAGUGAUGCACAGACGACCAGUUUGAUCCUACAUUUGGAUAUUCCACAAGAAAGAUCACAAACUCUGCAAACAUUAUUUUCAACUGAUCAAAAUGUAUGGUCUAGCAUAUCAGACUACAGAUGCAAUAAUUGUAAUAACAUUGGAGGUUGUGAAAGUAAACAUCAGAUAAUAUUAGCCCAUGAAUAUAUAAUAAUUCAAUUAAAAUUAUUUACUACAACCUUCAUAAACGAACAAUUUGUUUCCAACAAGAUAACCAAUUUAAAACUUAGCGGUGUACCGUCCAGUACUUUAGAAAUUGCUGGAGCGAGUUACAAACCUCAAGCCGCUAUAUUACAUAUUGGACAAAACACGAGCUCUGGCCAUUAUAUCGCAUAUCUGAAACAAGCACAUUCUAAUUGGGUUUCCGCCAAUGACACAACAAUUGCUGAAAAAAGGUGGCCGAAUAACAGCAAAGAUGUAUAUGUUAUCAUUCUACAAAGAAUAUAA
This is a messenger RNA of Macrosiphum euphorbiae (potato aphid), 576 nucleotides long. Lineage: Eukaryota; Metazoa; Arthropoda; Insecta; Hemiptera; Aphididae. The record is from the annotation of a GenBank genome assembly.